AUGUCAAUCAUCAAGAAAAGGCGUGGUGUACACGAAGGUAGAAUCACUAUCGCCGUUUCAGCUUGUGAGCGUUGGAUUGGCAACGCGAUAACUUGCGGUCUCUUGCGUAACUUGUACGACGAUGAUGACGAAUAUAGAUAUCGAAUUCACGCAACGAGAAGAAGCCGUGGUGAAGAAUGCCAUAUCAUUGCUCUCACUCGUGAUCCUGAUAAUCACUACGUUCGAGAAUUGGAGAAAGAUGGAGCCGAGAUACGUGAGACAGAUUUCCGCAGUAAAGAAUCACUCGACAAAGCUCUUUAUGACGUCGAUUGGUUGGUUUUCGUUGCUGAAAGCAAUAAAGAUCGUAUGGAAGAAGCGAGAAUGAUGGCGAUGUCUGCUAAGAAAAAUGACGUGGGAGGAAUUAUAGUUUGCUCUGUGCUCGGAGUGGAUGAAGGAAAUACACGUACUCAUCGAGAAUUUCAAGAAAUGGAAAGAAUGUGGUGUAACGAAAUGCGAAAUUGUGUAAUGCUAAGAUUAGGUCUUCUUCAACAAACAUUGUUGCUUUGGAGUAGAAUGAUAAAACGAGAACGCAUGUUAAGCAUGACACCCGAUGGGCGACAAGAUAAAUUAGUUCCAGCGAACUUCAAAGAUGUGAUUAAAGCGAUCCUCCACUUUGUCAACGACGACGAAAGAGAAAUCAAAAGACACAGAAUCUACGAUCUAAGUGGCCCUGAUGCUAUCACUCCAAGAGAGAUCGUUCACAUGCUUAGCUAUGCGACCCGUAGAGAUAUCGAAUACGAACAAAUGAAUCGUGAAGAACUCGAAGACUAUUUCAGAAGUCUUAAGGGACGCGACCGAUACACCGAUGAGCUUGAAAUUGAUCGCCGCCGUGGUCGUCGAGGUGAUGAUCGUCAUCGAGGUGAUGAAGCUGCAUUAGAUCCACAUCGAUUCUUACCCAUGAGAGAACCUGAAAUCGAAAUUGUCUGUGAUAUCUUAGAAUUUGCCACGGAAGAAGAUAUGUCUCUCUAUUUGUCCAACGAUUUGCGAAAACUUACUCAUCAAGAACCAAUUCCGAUGUACCAAUACAUUGAAGAAAAUGCCGAAAAAUUCAUGAAAAGAGGAGGAGACAAAGGAGAUCGUCGUCGAAUUCAAAAUUAUUCGGGUCAUUUCAUAUCUCGACUAUAA
Molecule: messenger RNA, 1164 nt
Organism: Ambispora gerdemannii
Lineage: Eukaryota; Fungi; Glomeromycota; Glomeromycetes; Archaeosporales; Ambisporaceae
Source: the annotation of a GenBank genome assembly